AUGGUGCUAGAUUCGCCUCAGGUGACUGCACUCGCAGCUCGCACGACAGAAGUUGUUAUCGCAGAAUUAAAAGGACUCGCCCCCAAAGCAGCCAAUGUUGACGUCAAACGACGCCUUAACUCUUAUUCUGAUUCACAAUCUGAUUUCUCAGAGCUCAUAGAACUCACAUUGAAGCCGACUGUUAAGCUUGCUCUUGAGUAUGAAGAAGAGAAUGGAGAGGCAGAGUACGAAGACAGUGAUGAUGAGAUUCAAACAACGGCCAGACCACGAAAGGUUACAGAGCGGAAACGUCGACUGAAUGCCAUUGCCGAUAACUUCAUUCAGGAACGAAAUCAAAAAAUGCUCAAGGAAGGCAACAGGGUUCGACCUGAGGACGAGGCACAGCAAUCUGCCAGAUGGCUUGUUAACCAGUCUGAGGAUCGGCAGAUCAUCUCAACUCCUCGGGAAUACCAGGUCGAGCUUUUCGAGAGAGCCAAGGAGGAGAAUGUUAUUGCUGUUCUUGAUACUGGAACUGGCAAAACCUUGAUUGCAGUUCUCCUACUCCGCCAUAUUUUCGCGCAAGAGCUGGAGGAUAGAGCAAUAGGCAAAUCAAAACGCAUAUCAUUUUUUCUGGUGGACUCUGUGCAAUUGGUGUUUCAGCAGCAUGCUGUCCUCAAAGCUAAUCUCGAUCAGCCAAUGGCAAUGUUCUGCGGAGAGAUGGGUUGUGAUAUGUGGAGCCAGUCACACUGGGAAGAUAUUUAUAACAAGAACAUGGUCAUUGUUUGCACGGCAGAAGUUCUUCGACAGUGCCUCCAUCGAUCCUUCAUCUCGAUGGACCGAAUCAAUCUCCUCAUUUUCGACGAAGCCCACCACGCAAAGAAGGAUCAUCCUUAUGCUCGCAUUAUCAAGGACUUCUACGCCCAGAACGAGAAUGGCUCAGUACUACCAAAGAUAUUCGGCAUGACAGCAUCUCCAGUCGAUGCAAAUACGGAUGUUCGUAAAGCUGCCGCUGAAUUGGAAGCCAUAUUGCAUUCACAGAUUGCCACCACGGAUGAUCCCACUUUGAAGCAAUAUCGUAUUAAUGAAAAGCAAGAGCAAUUGGUUCGGUAUCAGGCUCUCAGCCCGACUUUUGAGACACCGCUGUACAACCAGAUGUAUGAGCGAUUCAGUAAAAAUCCCAUUCUCGCCAAACCACUCCUAUUUGCUCAUGAAGCAACUCGACAAUUGGGCGCAUGGUGUGCGGACCAGGUUUGGCCUUUCUGUCUUGGUGAAGAGGAGUCUCAAAAGCUUCAAGCUAAGACUGAACGUCGAUAUCAUGCGAGGAAAAUUCAAGAGCCUCUGGAGAUCUUGGAGAAACGCAAGGCGCAAAUUGCCGAAGCCAAGGAAAUUGUGAAGAUGCAUACUUUCAACCCUCCAGACUUGAGCACACUACGGAUGGAUGGAGCAGCGUCAUCGAAUAUCUCUUCCAAGGUUAUGCACUUGAUAUUGAUCUUGAAGGAGCGAUUUGAGAGACCUACUGAUGACAAAUGCAUUGUGUUUGUCAAUCAAAGAUACACUGCUCGUUUACUGGCAAAUCUCUUUACUCAACCAAAUGUUGGGACGCCGUACUUGUUCGUAGGCACUCUGGUCAGUAUCGGUACUCGGACUGGUGAAGCAGGAGAUCUCAACACCUCAUUCCGUGACCAGGUGAUUACAAUGAUGAACUUUCGCAAAGGCAUUAUCAAUUGCAUCUUCGCUACCUCCGUUGCCGAAGAAGGAUUGGAUGUUCCGGACUGCAAUCUUAUCAUUCGAUUCGAUCUGUACACUACACUAAUCCAGUACAUUCAAUCCAGAGGUCGUGCACGCCAUGCCAACUCAAGAUACAUACACAUGUUUGAAGCGGGCAAUCGAGAGCAUGAGACCGCUAUGUUGAAAGUCCGCCGAGACGAAAAUAUUCUCAAGAGAUUUUGCAGCGCUCUUCCAGAAAAUCGCAAACUCACUGGCAACAAUUUCAACAUGGACUACUUCCUCGCAAAGGAAAAGAGUCAUCGUGUCUACAAGACAUCGAAAGGUGCUAAACUUACUUACAAAAUGAGCUUGAUGGUCCUGGCAAACUUCGUCGACUCAUUACCUCAUGGUAUGGAUGUCAACCUUCAGCCAGAGUAUGUCAUGACUAUCCAAAACAAGAAUUUCAUCUGCGAGACAGUUCUGCCAGAGGAGUCUCCUAUUCGUGGAGCCAUAGGAAGACCAGCAUCCACAAAACAAGUUGCGAAAUGCUCAGCAGCAUUCGAGACAUGUUUGGAGCUGAUCAAGGGCAAAUACCUUGACGAGUGGCUAUGCCCUACAUUCACAAAACAGCUGCCGGCCAUGCGAAAUGCACUCCUCGCUGUAGACUCGAAGAAACGAGAAGCUUACGAUAUGAAGACGAAGCCAACGAUUUGGUCGUCGACUGGCUUUCCUGAUCGUUUGUUCGUGACAGUCUUACGUCUUGAGAAUCCAAGUGCUCUUGACCGUUCAUCACAACCGAUAGCUUUGUUGACCAGAUCUUGCCUACCCCAACUGCCAUCGUUCUACUUGCACUUUGGGAACGACCGUCAUUCUCUUGUGCAGUGCUCCUCUUACACGGAACCCAUCACGGUCACGGAGGCAAUUGUCGAGCAGAUCAAUUCUUUCACUCUCUGUAUUUUCGACGAUGUCUUCAGUAAGGGGUAUGAGUCGGACCCAACCAAGAUGCCAUACUUCCUUGCUCCUAUCAGCGAGCAAGUUACCGUCGAUCUUGGUAGCGAUCCAUCUGGCUUGAUUGCAUGGGAUAUCUUGAAGGCUAUUGAAGAGCAUCAAGUAAAGUGGGCCGCAAACCCAUGGGAUAACAAAUCAUGGGAAACUGAGCCCGACGAAUUCUUCAAAGACAAGUAUAUCGUUGAUCCUUACGACGGCUCUCGCAAGAUGUGGAGUAAAGGUGUAGCCUAUGGACAUAAAGCUUUGGAUCCUGUCCCGCCCAAUUCUGCACCGCGCAAGGGUACCCGAAAGAACAACGAUAACAUCAUGGAGUAUAGCUGCUCCCUCUGGGCCAAGGCUAGAGCUCGCAGAACCUUUGAUCCUAACCAACGUGUUGUCGAGGCCGAAUUCAUUUCCCUACGACGAAAUUUGCUUGAUGAAUUUGCUACUGCUGAGGACGACAGCCCCAAGAAAUGCUUCGUCAUCCUGGAACCUUUGAAAAUCUCUGCUCUACCAACCACCGUCGUUGCGAUGGCUUAUAUCUUCCCUGCUAUAAUUCAUCGCCUCGAAUCGUACCUCAUUGCUUUGGAAGCUUGUGAACUCCUUCAUCUUAAUAUCCGACCAGAUCUCGCACUCGAAGCUGUCACGAAAGAUUCAGACAACACGGAUGAACAUGGUAAUGAGCAGAUCAACUUUCAAAAAGGCAUGGGUAACAAUUACGAGCGUCUCGAAUUCCUGGGAGAUUGUUUCCUCAAGAUGGCCACCUCAAUCUCCUUAUUCGGCAUCCAUCCAGAAAAUGACGAGUAUAGCUACCAUGUUGACCGCAUGAUGUUGAUUUGCAAUAAGAACCUCAAGAACAAUGCAAUCAAGCUGAAACUUUACGAGUACAUCCGCUCGGAGAGUUUCAAUCGACGAGCAUGGUACCCAGAGGGUCUGGUUCUCACGAGGGGAAAGACGGCAACAGCGCCCAAUACACAUAAGCUUGGUGACAAGAGCAUUGCAGAUGUUUGCGAGGCUUUGAUAGGCGCCGCACUCCUCACCUGCCACGAAACGAAGUGUAUGGACAAUGCGGUUCGAGCAGUUACCGAGGUGGUUUCUAGCGAAAACCAUCGAGUCACCUCUUUCGCCGAAUACUACACGCUUUACAAGAAGCCCAAGUAUCAAUUAGCGGCCGCCACUGAGAUGCAACGCAAUCUAGCGUUGCAGCUUGAGCGAGAGCACCCGUACCAUUUCAAGUAUCCUCGCUUGGCUCGUUCGGCGUUUACUCAUCCCUCAUACCCCUACUCGUAUGAGCAUGUACCUAGCUACCAACGCUUGGAAUUCUUGGGUGACUCGCUCCUUGACAUGGCUUGUGUCAACUUCCUCUUCCACCGUUUCCCAGAUAAAGAUCCGCAAUGGUUGACGGAGCACAAAAUGGCCAUGGUAUCCAAUCAGUUCCUUGGCGCACUCUGCGUAUCUCUCGGAUUCCACACUCACCUGUUGUUGUUCAACGCCGGUUUCCAAAAACAGAUCACAGAUUAUGUCACAGACAUAACCGAAGCCAGAGAGCAAGCCGAAAAGGACGCAAUUCGUGCUGGUAAACUCGCCAAAGAGUGCUCUCGAGAUUAUUGGAUCAGUGUUCGCCAACCACCAAAGUGUCUUCCCGAUAUCGUUGAAGCUUGUAUUGGGGCAAUAUUCGUUGAUUCGGAGUACGACUAUGCCGAAGUUGAGAAGUUCUUUGAUAGACACAUUCAAUGGUAUUUUGAGGACAUGUCUAUUUACGACAGCUACGCGAACAAGCAUCCAACCACUUUCCUUACCAAGUUCCUCCAAAUCAACAUGGGCUGCACGGAGUGGACAAUCAUCCCAAAGGAGGUCAAAACAAUCGAUGGAAGCAAACCUACUGUUAUUGCGGUCGUCAUUGUGCAUGGCAAGGUUGUGGCCGAUGCUCAAGCUGAGAGCAGCCGUUAUGCUAAGGUUGCAGCUGCAAAGAAAGCUAUGAACGCUCUCAGUGGUUUGCCACUAGCUGAGUUUAGAGCGAACUUCUCUUGCGAUUGCCGCUCUGACGAUGUUGGUAGCGAGGAAGGUACCGACCUGCAUGGGACCGCUAUCUGA
Molecule: messenger RNA, 4767 nt
Organism: Mollisia scopiformis
Lineage: Eukaryota; Fungi; Ascomycota; Leotiomycetes; Helotiales; Mollisiaceae
Exons: 5
Coding region: 1-4767 (1588 amino acids)
Biological process (GO): siRNA processing
Cellular component (GO): RISC complex; nucleus; cytoplasm
Molecular function (GO): ribonuclease III activity; ATP binding; DNA binding
Source: RefSeq, a predicted model, not a curated record